AUGGAGAAUUUGAAUGAGGGGGAGCAGUUUUAUUAUGGGCCCGUUCUUUCUGCUGUAACGGGUCCGAUUCAAGGCAUUCAACGGAUAGAUACACCCCAAUAUUGGAAAUGGACUUCACUACCAGAGUCAAGGUUUCCAGAGGUAGCUGAGCUCAUACAUGUUUGGUGGCUUGACAUUCGGGGCAAAAUAGGAGCUGGGAUGCUGUCACCUCGGACAUCCUACACAGCUUACCUUGUUUACAAGCUGGAAGAUGAAUAUGGUUUUGUUUAUCGGCCCUCAGAGGUUCCAGUUGGAAUUUCUGGUGUUGAAGUCGACGCGCGAUUAGCAUUUCUGGUGCCUGAGGGUAGACCUCAACGUUGUGAUCGCUUUGAGGAGGUAGAGACCCGGGAAUCAGAUGAUGAUUAUGAGGUUUUUACUCCACUCUCUGAUGUGGAUAUGGAGGAUGCUUCUAGUGUCAUGCAAUCUGAUAUUCACGAUUGUAUAGAAAUGAGUAUGAAAGAGGUGAAAGACUGUGUAUCUCAUAAGGAAGGCCUUAUUGUUGAAGGAAUUGAGAUAAGGCCAAGAAUAGGUUAAUUAUAACAUAUUUUUGCUAUACAGCUACCAAUUACCAUGUAUUUCAAAUAGAACAUGUUUCUUUUUGCAUCACUCAUCUAUUUCAAGUAUCUUUUGGUGCUA
Molecule: messenger RNA, 675 nt
Organism: Solanum pennellii
Lineage: Eukaryota; Viridiplantae; Streptophyta; Magnoliopsida; Solanales; Solanaceae
Product: F-box protein At2g02240-like
Exons: 3
Coding region: 1-573 (190 amino acids)
Source: RefSeq, a predicted model, not a curated record